Molecule: messenger RNA, 5758 nt
Organism: Phyllopteryx taeniolatus (common seadragon)
Lineage: Eukaryota; Metazoa; Chordata; Actinopteri; Syngnathiformes; Syngnathidae
Gene: uckl1b
Product: uridine-cytidine kinase 1-like 1b
Exons: 15
Coding region: 682-2418 (578 amino acids)
Cellular component (GO): cytoplasm
Molecular function (GO): kinase activity; ATP binding
Source: RefSeq, a predicted model, not a curated record
UGAUGAGAAGGGCGGGAGUGUUGGAUUUCAUCAUGCUGUUUAUGAAGUGAGAGAGAGAGGAACAGAGAGAGCGUGAGUGUGACUGGUGAAAAUAGUGUUGUAUUUCAUCAUGAUGUGUGUGACAGAGUGCGGCCGGUGUAAACCACUCCGAGACACGAGUCCCUGCAGGGCGAAAACAAUUCCAAUCCUCUGCCAUUCCCUCCGUCCAUUCCCCCUUUUUAGCCUCCUUGAAGCUGUUGAGUAUUUAGCCUAGAAUAAUCACUUGUUUGUUCCUUCUUGUUUCCCCACAGCCUUUCGGUCCUCCCCGGCCCCCGUCGCAGUCCUCUCGCUACUUAUUUCAGCCCAGCUGCGCCAUGCACGCGCACUGUCAGGCGCAGAUGCCGCGCGCGCGCAUUUGAUGUAAGCGCGCCAGCAAAGCCCGCCGCUAUUAAUACCGCGUAAUGAAGUUAUUCGUAAGGAUGGGUCGUCCUCUUGCCUUUGCUGUUUGUGGGUUGGAGGAGGAGGAGCGUCGAGGGGACGGCGGCGCUGUAGUUUGACACCGAGCGCUCUGCAGUGCCUCCCUCCUGCGUGCUGUCUGCGCCACCGAACGGAAGGAAACAGAAAGCAUGUUGUAAAGUUUCAUUUCUCAUCCAAGCUGAUCCACCAUCUCCCCCCCGUUUCACACACCGUGGCUCCCUUCUGAUGUGUUGCACCACAAAUGCCGCAGAGUGGUAUAUGUACAUAAAAAGCGAGUGUCCACGGCUGCAGUUAAAUCCAAUUAUAGUGGUGGAGUAUCUUGGGUGGAAGUCUCCCUCCUCUCUACAUAUGAGCUCUUUACCGAAUUACUCAGGAGCCAGGAUAUCUGGCUGCUGGACACUGACAUCUGAUGGCCGUGGAGGCGGCGACGGCUCACUGGACCGCCUCCUCCCCUCGGUCAGCACAGGCCUUUCGCCUCGGAAAAGGACCACCAGUCAGUGCAAGUCUGAGCCGCCUCUCCUCCGCACCUCUAAGCGCACCAUCUAUACCGCGGGGCGGCCCCCCUGGUACAACGAACAUGGCACACAGUCCAAAGAGGCCUUUGUCAUUGGUCUGUGUGGUGGCAGUGCUUCAGGAAAGACGACCGUCACUCGAAAAAUCAUCGAAGCCCUCGACGUUCCUUGGGUUGUCCUCCUUUCCAUGGACUCCUUUUACAAGGUCCUCUCCUCAGAACAGCAGACACGGGCUGCCAGUAACGACUAUAACUUUGACCACCCUGAUGCCUUCGACUUUGAUUUGCUGACGCACACACUGCGAAAGCUCAAGCAGGGGAAGAGUGUGAAAAUCCCCGUGUAUGACUUCACAACUCAUGGAAGACAGAAGGACUGGAAAACAGUGUAUGGAGCCAGUGUUAUCAUCUUUGAGGGGAUCAUGGCCUUUACCGAUAAAGAGCUCUUGCAGUUGCUGGACAUGAAGAUCUUUGUGGAUACAGACUCGGACAUCCGGCUUGUGCGGCGGCUGAGGAGGGACAUAACUGAGCGAGGCCGGGACAUCGAGGGCGUCAUCAAACAGUACAAUAAGUUUGUCAAGCCAGCCUUUGAACAGUACAUCGAACCCACCAUGCGCCUGGCGGAUAUUGUGGUGCCUCGUGGUGGCGGGAACAUGGUUGCCAUUGAUUUGAUAGUGCAGCACGUCCACAGUCAGCUGGAGGAGAGGAAACUUCGCUGGGAUAUGGCAGCCCUGGCCUCCGCACACCAAGCCCAACCCCUCCCCCAGACUCUCAGCGUUCUAGAGAGUACACCCCAGGUCAAAGGCAUGCACACCAUCAUCAGGAACAAAGAAACCAGCCGGGAUGAGUUCAUCUUUUACUCCAAGAGGUUGAUGCGUCUGUUGAUUGAACGAGCUCUCUCCUUCUUGCCAUCACAGCUCCACAUAGUCCAGACACCCCAGGGAGAGGACUAUGAAGGGAGGGCUUUUCACGGGAAGAGGAUAACUGGCGUGUCCAUCUUGAGGGCAGGGGAGACCAUGGAGCCAGCUCUAAGAGCCGUUUGCAAAGACGUCCGCAUCGGCAAAAUCCUCAUUCAGACCAACCAGGACACAGGAGAACCAGAGGUCCAGCUUCAUUACUUGCGUCUCCCCAAAGACAUAAGUGAAGAUCACGUCAUUCUAAUGGACUGCACCGUGUCCACCGGCGCUGCAGCCAUGAUGGCCGUUCGAGUGCUACUGGACCAUGAUGUACAAGAGGACAAGAUCUUCCUGGUUUCUCUGCUAAUGGCUGAAAUGGGAGUGCACUCGGUGGCCUACGCCUUCCCACAGGUCAAGAUCAUCACCACAGCAGUGGACAAGAAGGUCAACGAUCUGUUCCACAUCAUACCUGGCAUCGGAAACUUUGGAGAUAGAUACUUUGGAACUGAUGCACCCCCUGACUGGAGCGACGACGAAAUGGAUGAGCCCAGUUACUGAUUCACCCUGAAUCACUUGUCAUGUACUAGCUCACCUCACAAAGGACAACGUGAUGCCUCUGUGGGGCCCGGAGCAAAACAGUGAUAAUGUGCAGUCACCCCGUUGAAGCGUUUAAAUUAUUAUGUUCUUCAUGAAGUUGUUAUAUGAAGGUAAAGAUAUUUUUGUACAUAUGUUCAUGGGUUCUGAUGUUUUGCUUGGUCUCUGUGGGAACAUUUGCAAUGAGAAAUGUCGCAUUAAAUUCCUCAUACUGUGGACGACACACUGAAUAUGAAUUUGUGUAUGACUUGGGGGGGAGGGGGGAGUAUUGCUUUCAUCAGUCACGAGCAGUUAAAUCAGUACACAAACUCAACUUUCAAGUGCACUUUCAGAACGACCAUUCAAUCGGAAAAUGUGUAGGUGUAUUUUUUCUUUUGUUUUGUUUUUUUUGUUUUUUUCCUUUCUCUCUGAGGUGUGAAAGACUGUGUUUUGCACACAGCUGAAAGGUUGCAGUGUGCAAAAACAUACGCUCAGACUACUGCAUGAGACUGCGGACUGUAAACUUGACCAGCCAGCAGACAGGUCCUACACUUUUUUAGCUUGACUUCUUGCUGCGAGACCACAAUGCUCACUAAACACAUUUCAGCCCCAUGCAGCCGUUGUUUCUGGCCUUGAAUGUCUGUACACUUAUCAAUAUUGAAAAAAUAGGGUCAGUUGUUUGAAGCUUUUAAUUAAACAAAAACAUCUAUUGCAUACAGACAUAAUGUUACUCUAAAAAAGUUGUCUUUGAAUUAGCACAAAAGGGACUUUAUUGCGCUUCUCCAUGAGGUCACAGGCCACUGUAAAGGUUUUGUGUGAGCACGUCAUUUUGUUCUCAUUCAUGCUUUUCUUUGCACUGUUUUGUUUACAACUACUGCUUUUUUUUAAAGUAAUUAUUUCAGUGUAAAGAAAUGAUACUGGGUGAUUUUAGCUGUUUUGAAUAUCCCAAAGGUUAUUGUUUCAAUAAUUUAUAGGCCUCCAAGAUACAACAGAAAAUUUAUGGAGGUCUUUUCAUAACUGCUGUCAGUUAUUUGUACUGACUCCUACUGUUUUGUCAUAACGGUAGACUUUAACAUUCAUGUUGAUAAUAACAUGGACAAAAACAUUCUAAAGAACUCUCUGCUAUACUCGAUACAUUUGACCUCUCUCAACAUAUUAAGAGUCCAACCCAAUACUCUCACUCUGUUUGCUAUGGUUGACAAGCUCACAACCCCCCGAAUCAGAUAGCUCCAGAACUCCUAAAAACAGAUAAAUGCAAUGAAAUUUGCUUAUUAUUUUAGUGAAAAAAUACAAUCCAUCAGGUUAAAUAUUAGCACAAAUCAGCAAAAUGAUAAAAUGAUGCUACAUCUGAAGCAUCUAUUACCAUGUCAGAAUUUGAUACAGUUGACCAAAUAACUGUAGAGAAAACGGUUCAGCAGCUAAAACCAAUACCAUCUGACUUUUUCAAAGCUAUUGCGAAGUCUGUGCAAGCUGAUUUGCAGCAAAUAAUCAAUUGCUCACUUCAGUCAGGCGAGUUUCCUAAAGCUCUUAAAAUAGCUGCCAUUAAGCCUCGGCUAAAAAAAUAGAACGCUGGACGCUUCCAUGUUAGCAAGCUAUAGACCCAUCUCAAAUCUCCCUUUCAUAGCCAAGAUUGUUGAGAAAGUUAUUUUUACCCAACUCAGCAAUUUCUUGAACUUAAAAGGACUUUUUGACGAAUUUCAAUCAGGGUUCUGAACUCAUCACAGUACAUAAUCUGCUCUUAUCAAAGUGCUAAAUCAUAUAAGGUUGAAUACUGACUUGGGAAAGGUGUCAAUUCUGGUCUUGUUGGACUUCAGUGCGGCUUUUGAUACGGUAGAUCAUAAUAUACUGCUGAACAGGUUGGAAACGUGGGUAGGACUAAAUGGAACAGUCCUUGAAUGGUUCAGGCCUACCUGGAUGAAAGGAGUUCUUUUGUAACCAUUGGAAGUAUUCAAUCUCAUUGAAUGGCAAUGACCUAUGGGGUCCCUCAAGGGUCAGUUCUUGGACCCCUCCUGUUCAGCCUGUAUAUGCUACCCUCAGGUCAAAUUCUUCAGAACUUUAAUUUUGACUAUCAUAGCUAUGCAGACGACACACAGUUAUAUCUAGCAGUGUCUCCAGAUGACUACAGUUCAAUUGAGGUGUUGUGUCACUGUCCAAAACAGAUAAAUUUCUGGAUGAGCCAAACUUUCCUUCAAUUAAACCACAACAAAACUGAGAUAAUUGUUUUUGGCAAUAAAGAAAAGCGGAUUGCUGUUAGUAAAUACCUGGAGUCACUGUCUUUAAAAACCAAUCAUAUCAAAUCAAUUACUAAAACUGCCUUCUACCAUGUGAAGAACAUAUCCAGAGUGAAGGCUUGCAUGUGUCAAGCAGACCAGGAGAAGCUCAUCCAUGCUUUUAGCUCAAGUAGACUUGACUAUUGUAAUGGUCUUCUGACUCAACUCCUUAAAAUGAGCAUUAAACAGCUGCAGCUCAUUCAGAAUGCUGCAGCUCGGGUUAUGACCAGAACAAAGAGGUCAGAGCAUAUUACUCCAAUUCUAAAGCCUUUACACUGGCUUCCAGUCAGCUUUAAAAUAGAUUUUAAAUUUCUGCUAUUGGUCUAUAAAUCAAUAAACGGUUUAGAUCAUGGCGGCACGUGGGCGACUGCUUAGAGCGUCUGCCUCACAGUUCUGAGGUCCGGGGUUCAAUCCCCGGCCCCACCUGUUUGGAGUUUGCAUGUUCUCCCUGUACCUGCGUGGGUUUUCUCCGGGUGCUCCGGUUUCCUCCCACAUCCCAAAAAUAUGUGUGGUAGGUUAAUUGAUGACUCUAAAUUUCCCGGUGUGAAUGUGAGUGCGAAUGGUUGGUUGUUUCUAUGUGCCUUGCGAUUGGCUGGCAACCAGUUCAGGGUGUACCCCGCCUCCUGCCCGACGACAGUUGGGAUAGGCUCCAGCACUCCCGCGACCCUUGUGAGGAUAAGCGGCUCAGAAAAUGGAUGGAUGGUUUAGAUCAUGAAUACAUGAAUGAAAUGCUAAUGGCAUAUAAACCCAGUAGGGCUCCUAGAUCGACAGACUCAGGUCAAAUAGUCGAGCACAGAGUCCAUAGCAAACAUGGUGAAGCAGAAUUUAGCUAUUAUGCUGCACACAAAUGGAAUAAGUUGCCAACAGAAGUGACGUCAGCCCCAAGUGUGCAUGUUUUUAAGUCCAGGUUAAAAACUCAUCUAUUUUCCCAUACUUUCUAGAGCAUUUCCACUUUUAAAUGAUAGUUUUUGCACUGUACGCAGUUUUAAAAUUUGCUUUACUUUGCUUACUGUAUGUUUUUUUUAAUAUGUUCAAUAAAAGUGCAAUUGUUUUGA